Molecule: messenger RNA, 3255 nt
Organism: Trichoderma virens Gv29-8
Lineage: Eukaryota; Fungi; Ascomycota; Sordariomycetes; Hypocreales; Hypocreaceae
Product: cation transporting ATPase
Exons: 4
Coding region: 1-3255 (1084 amino acids)
Biological process (GO): calcium ion transmembrane transport; intracellular calcium ion homeostasis
Cellular component (GO): plasma membrane
Molecular function (GO): ATP hydrolysis activity; P-type calcium transporter activity; ATP binding
Source: RefSeq, a predicted model, not a curated record
AUGGGCAUGUCCACAAAGGCCAAUGAUCGACUGGCUGUGGCCCAUCUCUCGGGCCAGAGCAAUGAGCCGAUGAGCAGGCCUGCCCACGCGCUCUCCUUCGAACAAGUCGUUGACGAGCUCAACGCAAACAUCUUCAAUGGUUUAUCCGAGGCAGAAGCCGGCAUGCGGCUUGAAAAAUAUGGCAAAAAUGAUCUCGGAGAAGCUGAAGGUGCCCAGCCCAUCAAGAUUAUCAUCGCACAGAUCGCCAAUGCUAUGACUUUGGUCCUGAUUCUCGCCAUGGCUGUCUCUUAUGGAAUCAAGUCCUAUAUCGAAGGUGGCGUCAUAACGGCUGUCAUUCUACUCAACGUCGUCGUCGGUUUCUUCCAGGAAUACUCGGCCGAGAAGACAAUGGAUUCUUUGCGCUCUCUUUCAUCUCCAACCGCAAACAUUGUCCGGGAUGGCGAUUCCAAGGUUGUGCCCUCCGACCAGAUUGUUCCUGGUGAUCUGGUCGAAAUCAAGACGGGCGAUACAAUUCCUGCUGACCUCCGACUGAUUGAAGCAGUCAACUUUGAGACCGACGAAGCCCUCCUGACAGGCGAGUCCCUGCCAGUUCGUAAAAAUGAGGCCGCCGUCUUUGAUGAUGCCACUGGCCCCGGCGACCGUCUUAACGUUGCGUACAGCUCCUCCACCGUCACCAAAGGCCGUGCCAAGGGAAUCGUCUUUGCAACCGGUGCCUUCACAGAGAUCGGUGCCAUUGCAUCUGCCCUUCAGAAGAAAGACAGCAAGGUCCGUCCUGUUAAGCGCAAGGCUGAUGGUUCUGCCAAGCCUCACCGAUACCUUGAAGCCUAUACACUUACCUUGACCGACGCUAUCGGCCGUUUCCUUGGAGUCAAUGUCGGCACACCGCUUCAGAAGAAGCUUUCCAAGCUGGCAAUCCUUCUUUUUGGGGUUGCUAUCGUCUGUGCCAUCAUCGUGCUCGCUGCCAACAAUUUCAACUCCACGCAGGAAGUCAUCAUCUAUGCCGUCGCCACAGGCUUGUCCAUGAUCCCUGCGAGUUUGGUCGUUGUCUUAACCAUCACUAUGGCUGCGGGUACCAAGCGGAUGGUCCAGCGGAACGUCAUCGUGCGAAAUCUGAAGUCCCUCGAGGCUUUGGGUGCUGUCACCGACAUCUGCUCCGACAAGACCGGCACUCUAACCCAGGGUAAAAUGGUUGCUCGAGGUGCAUGGAUGCCUGGUAAGGGAACUUAUACUGUUGAGAACUCAUCGUCACCGUUUGAUCCCACCGUUGGUGAUAUCCGUUACGACACACGCCAACCUCACGAGAUUAGCUUCAGCCAAGGUGGUGAUGCUUGCGGCACCGUCGCUUCUGCUAAAGAGCUCCUCUCCCAGAGCAAUAUCGUCCUUACCGACUUUCUGCGUGUUGCAUCUCUUGCUAACCUUGCGACUGUCGUCCAGAAGGAUGAUGAAUGGCAUGCCCGAGGUGAUCCCACUGAGAUUGCCAUCCAGGUUUUUGCUUCUCGAUUUGACUGGAAUCGCCUACAUCUGGUCAGCAAUGAUGAGCAGAACCAGUACAGUGAGAUUGCUGAGCUACCUUUCGACUCUGAUGUCAAGCGUAUGUCUGUCAUUAUGAAAGACAAUCGCUCCGGUAAGCUGUUCGCCUUCACCAAGGGCGCAGUGGAGCGAGUUAUUGCGUCGUGCAGCACCUACUGCCCCAACGAUUCGGAUGACGUGGUCCCUCUGACCGAGGAAUUCCAGCAGGAGAUUCUUCGAAACAUGGAGACUUUUGCUGGCAUGGGGCUUCGCGUCCUGGCUCUAGCAUCCAAGCCAUACCAUCUCGACGUGAAGAAGGGGGACGAGAUCAACCGUGCUUCUGUCGAGUGUGACCUUGUUUUCCGGGGCCUGAUCGGCCUCUAUGACCCUCCUCGCCCAGAGUCCGCCCCUGCUGUUCAAGAAUGCCACAAAGCUGGCAUAACAGUUCACAUGUUGACUGGUGAUCAUCCUGAGACCGCCAAGGCCAUUGCUCUUGAUGUUGGCAUCUUGCCCUCGCGUAUGGAUAUGGUAUCCCCAGAUGUUGCAAGAGCCAUGGUCAUGACGGCUGCCCAAUUUGAUGCUCUCUCGGAUGAUGAAGUCGAUCAACUGCCCGUCCUGCCGCUGGUUGUAGCUCGAUGCGCGCCAAACACAAAGGUCCGAAUGGUCGAGGCUCUUCACCGCCGCAAGAAGUUCUGCGCUAUGACUGGUGAUGGUGUCAAUGACUCUCCUUCGCUUCGCCGUGCAGAUGUCGGUAUCGCAAUGGGCCAGUCUGGCUCUGAUGUUGCCAAGGAUGCUUCUGACAUUGUUCUCACCGAUGACAAUUUUGCCUCUAUUGUCGCUGCGAUUGAAGAAGGCCGCCGCAUCUUCGACAACAUCCAGAAGUUUGUCCUCCACGUUUUGGCUGAGAACAUCGCCCAAGCCGUCACCCUUCUCGUCGGCCUAGCGUUCAAAGACAUCUCAGGUCUCUCGAUAUUCCCCCUGACCCCUGUGGAAAUCGUAUGGAUCAUCAUGGCUACUUCAGGUAUGCCCGAUAUGGGUCUAGGCUUUGAGCGCGCUGUGCCAGGCAUUCUUGAGCGGCCUCCCCAAUCCCUGCAGACCGGCAUCUUCACGCUCGAGUUUUUCAUCGACAUGGUUGUUUACGGCCUCUGGAUUUCAGCGCUCUGCCUCAGUUCUUUCGUCCUCCGUGUCUAUGUUUGGGGCAACGGAGAGCUCGGUUAUGGCUGUAACGAAGGCUAUAAUGACAGCUGCGAGACGGUUUUCCGCGCGCGUGCAACCACGUUUGCUUGUCUGACGUGGUUUGCCCUCUUUUUGGCUUGGGAGAUGAUUGAUAAACGCCGAUCUUUCUUCCGUAUGCAGCCCGGCUCUGAUAAGUACUUUACACAGUGGAUUCACGAUAUCUGGCGUAACCAGUUCCUCUUCUGGGCUGUCAUUGUCGGUUUUGUGACUCUCUUUCCUCUGCUCUAUAUCCCUGUCAUCAACACAAAGGUCUUUAAACACAAAGGCAUUACUUGGGAAUGGGGCAUUGUGUUUAUUGCUGCCGGACUCUUCUUUGCCGGGGUCGAGGCAUGGAAAUGGUGCAAGCGUGUCUUCUACCGCCGACAGGCACGUAAGCAGCACGACGUCAGUCGGAAUGAUAUAGACCUGGAGCAGCGCAUUUUCGGUGCGUAUUUGAGUUUGUCUGUCAGUGACGGCGGCUCGCAAAAUGAUGCGAAAAUGCCUUCUCUGCAGAAGCAACUGCGUCAAUGA